Molecule: messenger RNA, 1313 nt
Organism: Nematolebias whitei (Rio pearlfish)
Lineage: Eukaryota; Metazoa; Chordata; Actinopteri; Cyprinodontiformes; Rivulidae
Gene: cmpk2
Product: cytidine monophosphate (UMP-CMP) kinase 2, mitochondrial
Exons: 5
Coding region: 2-1267 (421 amino acids)
Biological process (GO): dTTP biosynthetic process; dTDP biosynthetic process; dUDP biosynthetic process
Cellular component (GO): cytoplasm; mitochondrion
Molecular function (GO): dTMP kinase activity
Source: RefSeq, a predicted model, not a curated record
CAUGGCGAGGCGGUUGACAGAUCUCGGGGGUGUUUUUGCGCGCUGGUCCUCGCGCGUCUUUUCCGUGGAGCUGGACGGAGCGCCUUUUUAUUUUGGGCUUCAGGAGGAGAAGCGAGGAGAAAAUGCGCCCCUGACUUUCCCCAAGCUCCAGUGGGGGGGCAAUAAGUGCUACUCCCUUCUGGUGUGCAGCAGCGACAGGAUCAGGAGAGAGAAGUGUUACUGGGAGCUGAAAGACAGGCUGAUGGGAGACUUGCCUCCAGGCGCGGACUUCUCCAACAUGUUGUCGUUUCUUCCCGAUGCUAAAAACUCUCUCAUCAAGGGCUACUUCUUAAAAGGCAACUCUGAGAAUUCCUCCCUGAUUGAGAGACUUUUGGGUCAUUUAGAGCAGCAUGAUCCGGUGUUGGUGUGUUCUUACUCGUGGGGUGAAGAUGAGCUGUGGACUCAGCACGUGUGGACAAAUCCAGAGAGAGAAAUGAUGGAAGUGGCUCCAAAGUUUUACAUGGUGCCAGCAGCAGCGCCAACAUGCCACCCAUCUACUCUCAACAUGAUCAACUCUGACGUCUUCUACAGCCUUGAUGAGGCCUGUGACGUUUUAAAAGAGUGUGGUGACAUCAUCCCAGAGACCGCGUCAGUGCUGAGGACGCUUCCCAGCAGAGCCGGAGGAAAACCAGACUUCCCUGUUAUUGUCAUCGAGGGCCUGGAUGCUACAGGUAAAACUACUCUUACAGAAUCGCUAAGGGACACUCUUGGGGCCACCCUUUUGAGGUCCCCUCCCCAGUGUCUGUCCUCUUGGAGAGCCCGGUUCGAUCAAGAGCCGCCCCUCAUUCGCAGAGCCUUCUAUGCUCUCGGGAACUACAUCACUGCAGAGCAAAUAUGCCAAGAGGGCAUGAAGGCCCCCGUCAUUGUUGACAGAUUUUGGCACAGCACAGCAGCUUAUGCCAUCGCCACGGCAGUAAGUGGCCCAGUCAGUGCCCUUCCACAAGACGGCUCUGAGGUGUAUCGCUGGCCAAGUGACCUGCUCCAGCCCAGCCUGGUGGUCUUACUCACUCUGGACCCCGAGGAGAGGAAGAGGAGGCUGAGGGACAGAGGUCAAACAAAGACAGAUGAGGAACAAGAGCUGGAUCACAACCAACUCUUCAGACUCAGAGUGGAGGAAGCUUAUCGGAGGAUCCGUGGCCCAGUUUGCGUCACCGUGGAUGCGAGUCCCUCUGCAGACCUAGUGCUCCAACAAGUGCUGCUUUUAAUUAGGGCCAAAUGCCACUUGUAAACAGUUCUCCCACUCCCACUGCCGGCAGCCGAGCAUCAAGUGGAUG